Cataglyphis hispanica is the source of this 3542-nucleotide messenger RNA. Its product is annotated as protein groucho-like. The coding region runs from base 320 to 2809 and encodes 829 amino acids. The transcript has 12 exons. Gene Ontology annotation, molecular function: transcription corepressor activity; protein binding. The record is from RefSeq and is a predicted model, not a curated record. Gene Ontology annotation, biological process: negative regulation of canonical Wnt signaling pathway; regulation of DNA-templated transcription. Lineage: Eukaryota; Metazoa; Arthropoda; Insecta; Hymenoptera; Formicidae. Gene Ontology annotation, cellular component: nucleus; transcription regulator complex.
CGGCAGUUCAUCAGUUGACACACACGCGCCGUUGGAUGUGGAUCGCUUCGCGCAACUAUUAUUGUAUCAGCUGUGUAACGUGUCUUUCGACGAUGCGCGAUUCACAAAUAUUUUACAUAUGUGUGAUAUUGCAUAACGGGUGUUCGUACGAAUCGUCAUUGUGAAUUAAAAUUUAAUUCCAUAGUGUGUGAUGAACGUGUGUUAAUACCUCGCUGUUUUUUUUACCUCGCGCGGCUGUGAUGAGUAACGGUGAGAAUAUCGUUUCCUGGUUUCUGGACGAAGUGCGGUAGUGACAUAGUAGCAAAACUUUUGGAAUAAUAUGUAUUCUAGUGCCGGUAUCAACGCGGCAGCGGUAGCCGUGGCAGCAGCUCGACAUCCGGGUCCGCCGCAGCCUGGUCAAUCGUACAAGUGCACGAUCAGCGAGUCCUGUGACAGGAUCAAGGAGGAAUUCAAUUUCUUGCAAACGCAAUAUCACGCGUUGAAGCUAGAGUGCGAGAAACUGGCCACCGAGAAGAUCGAGAUUCAGCGACACUACGUGAUGUAUUACGAGAUGUCGUACGGCCUGAAUGUCGAGAUGCACAAGCAUGUGAGUCUGAAUAUGGAGAUAUCAAAGAGACUGAACGGUCUUAUCGCCCAAAUUCUACCAUUUCUCUCUCAAGAACAUCAACAGCAAGUCGCGACUGCCGUUGAAAGGGCAAAGCAGAUUACGGUGACUGAAUUAAAUAACAUUGUAGGACAACAGAGGCAAGACAUACCGCGGAUUCUUCAGCAAAUGCACGCUCAGCAACUACCACCGGCGGCGGCGAUAGCCGCUCAUCCGGGUCUACCUGGACUUCCCGGAUUGGGGCCAGCUGGCGGGCUUCCGGUGCCGACUUCCGCGUCCGCGGCUUUGCUCGGCCUCGGCCUGACACCCGGGGCGGUCGCCGCGAACCCAGGCGCGACCGCCGCCGCGCAUUCCCUGUCAAUGCUUGGCAAGCAGGAUAUCCAUCGCGGUCAGCCGGAUGAUCUCAAGAGCAAUGGCGGUCUAAGCUCGACGGAGGAGAGACACAGAGGCUCGAUAUCGCCAGCCGACAAAUACAGCCGGUCACGUACACCACAAGAGGCCACUCACACUCAUCAUUCUCACCACUCUCAUCACUCGCAUAAUCAUCAGGAUCACCCGAUAAAGAAAAUGAAGAAGGAAGAUAAGGAUGUGGUGCUCAGUGACGGCGAGAAGAGUGACCAGGAUCUAAUCGUGGAUGACGCAAGCGAUGGCCCGCCGAGUCCAAUGGCAAAUGGCACGUCGUCGCCACGCGAGAACGGCCUCGAUAAGGCAUCCUCGAUAACGGUGCCGUCGUUAGGAUCCACCGGCGUGCAAACAUCAAAGAGGGACGCAAUCGUGGCGCCGUCGCACUCGCCCAGAAGCGGCACCAGUAGCAAUGCGAGCACGCCAUCGGCUAAGAAGAUGGAGGAUCGUGAGAAAUCAUCGACGCCGAUCUCCAAGCCGUUGACGCCGACGUCGGGAUCGGCAACGAUGAUCGGCAGCGGUGGGAUAAAGACGCCGUCAGUCUCCAGUAAAAUGUUGCAUCAGGCUCCACCGGUACUGCCUAGUUCUGUGCCGCCACCGACCGCCGCUUACCCAGGUGCGUUGCAUUAUCCACCUCCUGGCCCGCCGCCGCCUCAUAAUCUCGUGCCGACCGCGCACGGCCAACAUCCGCAUAUCGAUGUUAUGGCUUACAACGGUUAUGCGACACCCAGGCCGCCUUCCACGUUACAACUAUAUGACCCACACGCGGCUAUAAGGACUUCAGUGGGAUCCAUCGCCGUACCCGGAGGCAAAACCGCGUAUAGCUACCAUGUGCUCGACGGUCAGAUGCAACCGUCGCCUUUCCCGCAGGAUGCUCUCACCGGUCCAGGCAUUCCGCGUAACGCGCGUCAGAUUAACACCUUGAAUCACGGCGAGGUAGUCUGUGCGGUGACCAUCUCGAAUCCGACCAAGUACGUUUACACUGGCGGUAAGGGUUGCGUCAAAGUCUGGGACAUCGCUCAGACAAGUAUGAGCAACGUGAAGCCAGUCUCGCAGCUCGACUGUCUGCAACGCGACAACUAUAUCAGGUCGGUCAAGUUACUUCCGGAUGGAAGGACGUUAAUAGUCGGCGGUGAGGCGAGUCAACUAAGUAUUUGGGACCUGGCCAGCCCGACGCCGAGGAUCAAGGCUGAACUAACAUCCUCAGCACCGGCAUGCUACGCCUUGGCAAUAUCGCCAGAUUCAAAGGUGUGCUUCAGCUGCUGCAGCGACGGACACAUCGCUGUAUGGGAUCUACAUAAUCAAGUGCUGCUCAGACAAUUCCAGGGCCACACGGACGGCGCCUCAUGCAUAGAUAUUUCCGCCGACGGUUUGAAACUUUGGACGGGGGGUCUCGACAAUACCGUCCGCUCCUGGGACCUCCGCGAAGGCAGACAACUGCAGCAACACGACUUUUCGUCACAGAUAUUCUCCCUCGGCUAUUGUCCCACCGGCGAAUGGUUGGCGGUCGGAAUGGAGAACUCGCACGUCGAAGUGUUACAUGCUACGAAACCGGACAAGUAUCAAUUGCAUCUGCACGAAUCUUGCGUAUUGUCGUUGAGAUUCGCCUCCUGUGGUAAAUGGUUCGUUUCUACGGGAAAGGACAACUUAUUGAGUGCAUGGCGUACUCCUUUCGGAGCAUCGUUAUUCCAGUCUAAGGAAUCCUCAUCGGUGCUCAGUUGCGACGUAUCGACGGAUGACAAGUACAUCGUCACUGGUUCGGGCGACAAGAAGGCCACCGUUUAUGAGGUCAUGUACUCAUGAAGCGUUAUCAACUGACUGUCCCUUGGAAACGAAGCGCUUAUAAAAGUAUGACAGUGUUAUUGCUCUUUUCAUUAUCGUUGUUAUUCGUUCAUUGACAGGAAAGUGAGAUCAAAGCCAAACGGAAGCGAUAGAUUAUUUGAUAGAUUUUUAACAAUCGCACAAUUGCAGCAGAAUAAAAAUUUUAAAACGUGCUAGAGAAACAUAUGUUUUGACGGGCUGAAAAUAACAAUUAUUUGAAGAACUUUUUUUUUUUGCGAUAAAUAUAUUUUUCGGAUUACAAAAUGCAAAAAUUGCCGUCUCUUUCUUUUUUUCAUGAAUAUAGAAUUUGCUGAAGUAAAUAAAAAUAUAUAAUAUUGAAUCGAGUACUAUGCAAACUACUAUAGCAAGAUUUGAGUACAUCACUUGCGAGUUAAUGUUUGGGAUCGUUAUUUAUAGAUUCUACUGCCGGUUGUUUUAUACACAGAGUGAAUCUAUUUCAGAUUGGAAUCUAUUUCGCUUGGCGCGUAUGAUCGCUCUUUGAUUGUGAUUAUUCUUGUCCCUCUUAUAUUUGUACAUAUUUUGUAAAUAGCAUGUCUUAAUUAUAUCAUGAUAUUUUUCUACUACCCUUAAGAGUGAGAUGAAGGCGUACAUGAAAAGAAAAAAAUUGUAAAUAUAUAAAAAUUAAGAAUUUCACAGAGGUGGAGUGCAAAAAUCCAUCUCAAUAAAUGACGUAUGAUAAUUAAAAUAAAACAAU